AUGGACUCGCGUGCUUCACCAAACCACCACAGCCUGCACUCCGGCUCUAGUCCACCUGCUAUCGCUAAAGGUCCUGCCACAAUGAUGGGCUCUUACCACACACGCUCUACCCGAAGCCUGAGUGCUCUGGCCGAUGACUUUGAUCCGCGGGAGCGACGCUUUAUACCUCGCAGCUCCAGCCUCUGUUCCUUUCUGACCGAGAAUGCUUCGCAGUCUCUUCAAGGCAAUGGAAACGGCACAAUCACACCCACUGGUGCCUUCGACCCAUUUGUCACAGCCUCGGGUCCUCUUUCCGCCGCAGGAGCUGUUGGGCCUGUCUCUGCUAACCCAUACUCCCACGACACUGCAGCUGCACUCGGCGGAGCAGCUUUUUUCACGAACCAAACGGGUUUUCAGCAACCGCGGAAUGUCCACGAUCUCUUUCUCCCCAAUGAUUUCAGAGAAGAACUCCAGAAGAAGGCGGCGGCUACCCUGCAAACAUUACCCAGAUUUCGCUUGACCAACGAAAAGGCCAUUCGGUCUGUCCAAGCUUGGAAGCGGGUCUGCAGUGGAAGUGUUGUGACUGUGCAUGAUGCGUUCACCAGCCGGAGCUUCCAGGACAGCUCACUCAUCUUCGUCACCGACUACCACCCCCUCUCCAAGACGCUCGCCGAGCAACAUUUGGGUACUGGAAAUCGCUUCCCGAACCGUCACGGCACACACAUUACUGAGCAGGUCCUCUGGGGCUAUAUGACGCAGAUCGCAAAUGGCUUGAAAGCGAUUCACUCGAACGGCCUCGCAGCACGAGUGUUGGAGUCCAGCAAGGUUUUGCUGACGGGCAGAAAUCGUAUCCGCAUCAAUGCAUGUGCCAUUCUGGAUGUGGUCCAGUUCGACAAUCAGAGAACGGUAGCCGACCUGCAGCGGCAGGACCUGGUCAACUUCGGGCAAAUGAUUGUCACUCUGGGUGCCAACUCGCCGAAUGUCAUGCACAACCCUGGCAAGGCAAUGGAACACUUCACCCGCGCGUACAGCCCGCAGAUGAAAAAUUCCGUCUUUUGGCUUCUGAACUCAUUGCAGAAAGACCAGGAACGAAAUAUCGAUAUUUUCAUCACCGGAAUCUCAUCCCAGCUGAUGUCGACCUUCGACUCGGCCCUCCACCUGGAUGACCAGCUCACAUCAGAUCUGAGCCGCGAGCUUGAAAAUGGGCGCCUCGUACGCCUGGUGACCAAAUUGAACUUCGUCAAUGAGCGACCAGAGUAUGAACAUGACCGCCAGUGGUCAGAGAAUGGCGAGCGCUAUUUCUUGAAGAUUUUCCGGGACUACGUUUGGCAUCAAGUGGAUGCGCAGGGUGACCCUGUGGUCGACCUUGGACACGUGCUGACUUGUCUGAACAAGUUGGAUGCAGGAACUGACGAGAAGAUUACGUUGAUCAGUCGUGAUGAGCAAAGCUGCUUCAUCGUUAGCUACAAGGAGAUCAAGAAGGCACUCGAGUCCUCCUUCCAGGCGCUGAUGAAGCCGACAAGAAGAAUGCAUUAA
Penicillium argentinense is the source of this 1515-nucleotide messenger RNA. Its product is annotated as PAN-complex poly(A)-binding subunit PAN3. Lineage: Eukaryota; Fungi; Ascomycota; Eurotiomycetes; Eurotiales; Aspergillaceae. The coding region runs from base 1 to 1515 and encodes 504 amino acids. The transcript has 3 exons. Gene Ontology annotation, cellular component: P-body; PAN complex. Gene Ontology annotation, molecular function: poly(A) binding. Gene Ontology annotation, biological process: mRNA processing; nuclear-transcribed mRNA poly(A) tail shortening. The record is from RefSeq and is a predicted model, not a curated record.